GGAUAAGCUCUCCCUUGGGUUUUUAGCUCCGCCCCUAUACCUUUCCCUGCCCUGUUGCUGUUGCGCUGCUGCUGGCUGCCACCCCUGGACCCCCACCAUGGAAAAUAUAAUGGAAGAUCCCCCCACAUCAGCUGUCUUGCUGGAACACUGUCAUUUCUCUCAGGUCAUCUUUAACAAUGUGGAAAAGUUCUACGUCCCUGGAGGGGACAUCACGUGCUUUUACACCCUCACCCAGCAUUUCAUCCCCCGACGAAAGGAUUGGAUUGGUAUCUUUAGAGUGGGAUGGAAGACAACCCGUGAGUAUUACACCUUCAUGUGGGUUACUUUGCCUGUUGACAUGAACAACGAAUCAGCCAAACAGGAAGUCCAGUUCAAAGCUUAUUACCUGCCUAAGGAUGAUGAGUAUUACCAGUUCUGCUAUGUGGAUCAAGAUGGAGUAGUCCGGGGAGCAAGUAUACCUUUCCAAUUCCGUCCAGAAAAUGAGGAGGACAUCCUGGUUGUUACCACUCAGGGAGAAGUGGAAGAGAUUGAAGAGCAAAAUAAGGAGCUUUGCAAAGAAAACCAGGAGCUGAAGGACAGCUGUGUCAGCCUCCAGAAGCAGAACUCAGACAUGCAGGCUGAGCUCCAAAGGAAGCAGGAAGAGCUAGAAACCCUCCAGAGCAUCAAUAAGAAGCUGGAACAGAAAGUGAAAGAGCAGAAGGACUGUUGGGAGACAGAACUGCUUCAACUGAAAGAACAAAAUCAGAAGGUGUCCUUAGAAAAUGAGAAGAUGGGAAUCAGAGUGGAUCAGCUUCAGGUCCAGCUGUCAACUCAAGAGAAAGAAAUGGAGCAGCUUAUUCAGGGAGCUCAAGAUAAGACAGAACAGUUAGAGCAUCUGAAAAAGGAAAAUGGCCAACUCUUUCUCACUCUAACUGAACAGAGGGAGCAGCAGAAGAAGCUCGAGCAGACGGUGGAGGAGAUGAAGCAAAAAGAAACCACUACCCUGAAGAAUCAACAGGAGUUAAUGGACGAGAACUUUGACCUGUCAAGAAGACUGAGUGAGAACAAGAUUAUAUAUGAUGCUCAGCAAAGAGAGAAAGAGAGAAUAGAAAAAGAAAAUGAUCUUUUGAAGAAGGAGAACAACAGAUUGCUCUGUUACAUGGGUCUGGAUUUUGACUCUUUGCUGCAUCACGUGCCUACUUCAGAGCAGGGAGGUGCAAAACAAAAUGCAGGACUUGCCUAUGGAAACCCAUAUUCUGGUAUCCAAGAGAGUUCUUCCCUCAGCCUGCUCGCCACCGAGAAAUGCCCCACCUGCAAUUCAGAUUUUGCUAAUGGCAUUUGUGAUCACAUCUUGGAGCAGCAGCAGAUGCAGACCCAUUGUCUGAAUUGUCCAAUUUGUGACAAGGUCUUCCCAGCAAGAGAGGUGCAGAUCUUUGAAGACCAUGUGUUCUGCCACUCUCUAUAAGUGUCCCAAACUUGUGGGUCUAUGCUGUAUAUAGAUUUUUUAGAGUAGAACCUACAGCUUCUGCUAUGAGUUAUAUGAGUCAAAAUCCUACCUAACCUGAAAUUAUCGGGGAUCUACUCGGCUACCCCUAAAGGUGGAAUCGUGUUGAUUAUCUGAAAGAUAGUGUUAAGGGCUUCUACUUCCAUCCUUGUGGGUUGCUACAACCUUAAGUCAUAUAACUCUUGAUGUAUGUGUAUCAUCCUCUCACCUCUAGUGCCCUUUCUUCCAAGAGUCUCCAGUACAAGGGCCCUGGGGUGGGACUGACCUGGGUAUUUACAAUAGGCCUGACCUGAUUGAUAUAGGUGAUUAGUUUUCCAAGUUGUCCUACCUACCAUUCAAGGUCAGGCCUUGAGAAUAUUUGUACUCAGUCCUCUGUCCUAACCCUGGGGCUGAGAAUUCCUUCCUUCCCCUUAGACCUCUUUCUCCAAUUCAUUGCAUUAGACUGGCCAAAAAUGGCAUAGCAGAGAACUCAAACAUCCAAUUUAGAUACCACAGGUUUCUCAUUUUAAUUUCUUAGCUCCCAAAAGAAGCAUUUUAUGCCUCAGCCGUGGACAGGAAAUCAUAUUUCAGUUGCAGAAAGCCUUUCUCUCUGUAUACCUCUGAUAGGCAUUUUCCUUAUUGUCUUUUCUUAAUGGUUAGGUAGGGGUUAUUAGACACUCUAUGAGUUUGCAACUUUCUGAGCAGGUGAGUUUGAAUAUGGAUAAGUCAGAAUAAUGAGCCAACUAUUGUUAAUCUCUUUAAUACUAAAAAUAAAUUACUAUUUCAGGAACUUAGGUAAUUUAAAAUAAGCCUUCAGUUAUGGUCUUUUAUUUUUAAAAGUAUGCUCAAAAGGACUGUAGGAAUUGCAGACCUCACUGAGGAUUUCUGUAUACCUGUCUCAACUAUUCAACAAAAGUGUCAUAUUGAGGUGGGGAAGGGGGAGAUAAUGAAGCAUUAGUUGGAAAACCCUGGGGCCCUGACUUCUUGCUCUAACUUUCCAUGCAUUUUUUGAAAAGGAGCAGCGUGCAUUUUGGCACCCUUUGUGAACUAAGCCUUCUAUCCACAUUGCCCUAAUUGAACUGUAAGAAAGCAAUUCUAUUUUCUUUCCCCUCAGAGACUGAGCAAAUGGAAAUGACUCCCAGGCAGCCUACCAACUGGUCAUUAGAGACUUUUAUAAAAACUUUCUGAAUGAUAUGAAACAUGAUGUCAUGAAUAAGGUUGAGCCAACUACUAUAUAAUCAGCAUUUCUACUACAGUUUUCCUUGAUGUGAUUGGGAGUUAUGCCCUAGACCAGUGGUUCUCAACCUUCCUAAUGCUGCGGCCCUUUAACACAGUUCCUAUGGGUCACGACCCACAGUUUGAGAACCACUGCCCUAGACUAACAGUAUUGUCCUUGUCACAGCCCCUUGCUUUGAUGUCACCCUUGACAAAAUGAAGAUGAAACUGUAUUACUCCUUCUCCUAUCUAACCAUUUCAAUAAGAUAUCUUUUGGACUCAAGCCUUUUGCCCCCUUGAGAAUGAGAUGUGACAUUAACACUAAUUCUAGAAUGGAAAUAUAACAGAGAGAUGGUAAUAAAGGAGUUUUUCUGGUA
Molecule: messenger RNA, 3054 nt
Organism: Nycticebus coucang (slow loris)
Lineage: Eukaryota; Metazoa; Chordata; Mammalia; Primates; Lorisidae
Gene: CALCOCO2
Product: calcium binding and coiled-coil domain 2
Exons: 13
Coding region: 98-1444 (448 amino acids)
Biological process (GO): positive regulation of autophagosome maturation; xenophagy
Cellular component (GO): autophagosome; PML body
Source: RefSeq, a predicted model, not a curated record